UCUCCGCACUUGGCCCUGAGCUGGCCCGGGUCCCCUGGGAUGGGCAGGGCCAUGGGAAACUUGCUUAUGCUGUGGGUGGCUGCUGCGGGCAUGUGCUGUACCACCCCCAGUGCCUCUGCCUGGUCAGUGAGCAAUUUCCUGGUAACAGGUCCCAAGGCCUAUCUGACCUACGCCACCAGCGUGGCCUUGGGCGCUCAGACUGGCAUCGAAGAGUGUAAGUUCCAGUUUGCUUGGGAACGAUGGAACUGCCCGGAGCAUGCUUUCCAGUUCUCCACCCACGGCAGGCUGAGAGGUGCUACUAGAGAAUCAUCCUUCAUUCACGCUAUCCGCUCUGCUGGAGUCAUGUACACCAUCACCAAGAACUGUAGCAUGGGUGACUUUGAAAACUGCGGUUGUGAUGGGUCAAAAAAUGGAAAAACAGGUGGCCAUGGCUGGAUCUGGGGAGGCUGCAGCGACAAUGUGGAAUUUGGGGAAAAGAUCUCCAGACUCUUCGUGGACAGCCUGGAGAAAGGGAAGGAUGCCAGAGCCCUGAUGAAUCUACAUAACAGCAGGGCUGGCAGGCUGGCAGUGAGGGCCUCCAUGAAAAGGACCUGCAAAUGUCACGGCAUCUCAGGAAGCUGUAGCAUCCAGACAUGCUGGCUGCAGCUGGCUGACUUCCGGGAGAUGGGAGACUACCUAAAGGCCAAGUAUGACCGCGCGCUGAAAAUUGAGCUGGAUAAGCGCCGACUAAGGGCUGGCAACCGAGCCGAGGGCCGCUGGGCUCCCACAGAGACCUUCCUUCCCAGCGCAGAGGCUGAGCUGGUCUUCUUAGAGGACUCUCCUGACUACUGCACCCACAAUGCCAGCCUGGGCAUCUACGGCACCGAGGGCCGCGAGUGCCUGCAGGACGCCCGCAAUGCGUCCAGGCGGGAGCAGCGCAGCUGUGCGCGCUUGUGCACCGAGUGUGGGCUGCAGGUGGAAGAGAGGAGAACGGAGGCCAUGAGCAGCUGUGACUGCAGCUUUAAGUGGUGCUGCACCGUCAAGUGUAGCCAGUGCAGGCGCACUGUGAACAGGUACUACUGCACACGCCCCGCGGGCAGUGUCCGGCCCCGGGGCAGGGGCAAGAGCAGUGCUUGGUAACACCACCACAGAUUCGCUUGCUGCUUAGUUGCGGGACAGUGGAGGUGGGGAUACAGCUUCUGGCCCAGAGGACACAGACUGGAAAACAAUUGGGACAUCACAGGGUUGGCCUGUAGACCUUAUGAUAGCUGUCAUAGAUCAUACAGCGUCUUUGCAGAGCUGAAAUCUGAACCUGGUUCUCCUGGACCCAGCCUUUCCCCGCGCAGUCACUCUUGGACUUACGCAGCUUCUUAAAGGAGGAGUUUGAUUUAGGGUGCACAUCCAAAGGACCCUCAAAGAAUUUGUUCCGUUAAGUUUCAGACCUUGUCCUGUCCAGCUGUGCUGCUGGGAGUUAGAGCGAAGAGAAGCAAAAAGAAAACAGUCCCAGGGCUGG
Messenger RNA from Peromyscus leucopus (white-footed mouse), 1492 nucleotides. It is a transcript of the gene Wnt8a, whose product is annotated as Wnt family member 8A. Gene Ontology annotation, molecular function: cytokine activity; frizzled binding. Gene Ontology annotation, cellular component: extracellular region. The record is from RefSeq and is a predicted model, not a curated record. Gene Ontology annotation, biological process: neuron differentiation; multicellular organism development; canonical Wnt signaling pathway. The coding region runs from base 40 to 1119 and encodes 359 amino acids. NCBI's taxonomy places the organism in Eukaryota, Metazoa, Chordata, Mammalia, Rodentia, Cricetidae. The transcript has 6 exons.